This is a messenger RNA of Raphanus sativus (radish), 1345 nucleotides long. RefSeq lists its product as uncharacterized. The transcript has 3 exons. NCBI's taxonomy places the organism in Eukaryota, Viridiplantae, Streptophyta, Magnoliopsida, Brassicales, Brassicaceae. The record is from RefSeq and is a predicted model, not a curated record. Bases 125 to 1237 code for a protein of 370 amino acids.
CGAAGCCGCAAAGUCAAACUUUAGUAGAGGAACCUAUAUGUAUACAGUAUACGUCAAAAACUAUAACAGAAUAGGUUAUAUGAUAUCAUUAUUGGCAACGUAACAUUAUUGAUCAACGAAGAAGAUGAAUAGUACUGAAGAACAAGAAAGAAACGAGAAGGAAAUAGAAGACCUAUCGACUAUUUUGUUUUGGAUAGAGCGUCCGUUUCUCGUCAUACUUCUCCUCUUCUCCGGCUUCUUCUCAGUUCUGAUCGGCCUUCUGCUUCUCCCUACUACUCUUCUCGCCAUAAUAUUCUUUUUCUUAUGCCCUCGACUCUCUUCUACUGGACCCUCUGGUAUCGGUGGGUUCUGGCUGUUUCUAUCAGACCGGUUCAUGUUUCUAUUGGCUCUAAGCUCUCAUGAAACCUUACUCGUUUGGCGUCUCACCGUUUUUAUCUCCCUCGUGAACCACUCUGUUUACAUCAUCGAGUACAUUGUUAGAUCUUAUAAAUCUCAUCAUACCAUAUCACUUCCUCCUCAUAAGUCCCACAUCGAUGAAGUUCCGAUAACCCCCGGGAUUGUUGAUGAGAUCAAUGAACUAGAGAAGAUGGGGAAGUUAUUAGAAGAGUUAAGAGAAGAUGGAAAGAAGAUGGAUAUAGAAACGGAGCUUAUCCUGCAAGUUAUCCACUCAGAUCUUGAAAAACAUAGAAAAACUUUGUCUAUGAGCCUCUUAGAGUUAAGUGAAGAGUUGGGAGAUGAUGGAGAAAAGAUAGGGGUGUAUAUGGAGCUGAUUAAGAACUUCGUUAACUCGGAGCUUGUAACUCUGAGAGGCGACCUGAACCUCAAUAUUAAUGAUCAUAUCUGGGGAGAUGUAUCAGAUGACCUAAGAUGUAGUAGAGAUGAGGAGGAUAUCAAAGCUUGGAGAGUAAAACUGAAAUCUCUGGCUGAAAAAGUUCAUGAGACCUACUUUGUUAUCCAAGAAACUGCCAAGGCGGCCAAAACAACGGCUGACAGGGCCACUCGAACCUACAUGGUUGUGGACGAAAUGUCAAAAGAAAUUGAAACUAAGAGUGGGAUGAUAAAAGAAGAAGCCCUUGAGAUGUUUUUAGAGUUAAGAGGAGAAGUCUGGGAAACGUUGUUGGACUUCGAAUCUAGAAAAGAAGAAGCGGAGGUUGCUGCGGACAGAGCUGCGGAGGAGCUUUCAUAUGCAAUGGUGGAGUUGAUGGAGGCAGUCAAGAUCCGUCCGUGGGAGGGUUAGAGAACCGGUUAACAGUUUGCAUGCCUCUCUAAUUAUAUUUCAGUCUCUUUAUUUUUUGUUUUGUUAGAUGAGUUUCAUUUUUAAUUAUGUUUUAGUGUUUGUAUUUUA